Dreissena polymorpha is the source of this 1131-nucleotide messenger RNA. Its product is annotated as trace amine-associated receptor 4-like. Gene Ontology annotation, biological process: neuropeptide signaling pathway. The coding region runs from base 1 to 1131 and encodes 376 amino acids. Gene Ontology annotation, cellular component: membrane. The transcript is spliced from 2 exons. Gene Ontology annotation, molecular function: neuropeptide receptor activity. Lineage: Eukaryota; Metazoa; Mollusca; Bivalvia; Myida; Dreissenidae. The record is from RefSeq and is a predicted model, not a curated record.
AUGGAGACAGAUGAAGAAAUUCUAGCGAGACUUAACCACGAGGAGGCGAAGCAGUACGUGGGUGGAGUAGUAUUCGUGGCGCUGCUCAUGACGGCGGGGAUAUUCGGCAACCUGCAUGUGCUGUAUGUGUACGUGUUCCGCAUGCAGUCCUCCAACUAUCGAGUGUUCGUCCUAAGCUUAGCGACACUCGACUUCAUUACGUGCGUGGUGGGAAUGCCGUUCAUCCUCGUGGACCUCCGCAAUCCGCUCACAUUCACCCUGGUGGCCGCAUGCAAGAUCCUCCGCUUCGUCAACUACUUUAUCUGCUUGGCUUCCGCCUUCCUGCUGAUCGUCAUCGCCGUUGAUAGAUACCGGAAGAUUUGUGUUCCUUUUGGCAAACAGAUGUCCCGAAUGGUUGCGAAAGUAUCGUGCCUUGUGGUUAUCGGCUUCUCCCUACUGCUAUCCUGGCCCGCCCCCGUGCUGUAUGGGCAGGACAUCGUUAUGACGUCACACGAGAACAUCACGGGCACGCGCUGUUAUGAAGAGAACAAAUAUCGGGGAACACAAUACAUGGCGUACUUUAACGAGCUUCUUAUACUCGUGUUUUUCGUGGCGUUCGUCGUUCUCGUGGUUCUUUACUCGCUGAGUUGGAGGGUCAUACGGAAACAAAGCUUGAAACGCGCGGAACGUGAAGGCCAUAGGAAGACAGCAACGAAAAUGUCGAACGUGACGUCAUCAGUGGACCACCCCGCCGCUCAAUCGGUAGACAGUGACGACGCAACAAAUAAACAGUGCGACAAAAAUGUCAAGAACGAACAACCUACUAUCAGCCAGUCUGAAUUGUCGCGGCGUGGAGACGCCGAAAAAAACAACCAUGAUCACGCCAAACGGACGACAGUGAUAUUCGCUUUAAUCACAGCAGUCUUCGUAUUGAGCUACUUCCCACAACUGUCGUUGAAGAUCAUCACUUUCCUGAAUCCAAACUUCGUGCCCAACAUGAGUUUCACUGGCCGUGUGCUCUACAACACUUUCAUCUGGUGUUUCUUCAUCAACAACAUGGCUAAUGCUUACAUUAACGGUUUCCUGGACCGGCGAUUCAGAGCGGAAAUAAGACUCCUUUACGGACACCUAAUGUUUUGUAGGCGGACAUAG